AUGCCUGUUUCAAUCUGGCUGUCUAAACCGCUGUGCCCUACAGAUGAUAUCGCCACCAAAAGCGUGCCCGGCGGGCUCCCGGUGCAGGCAACAGCGGCCCCCGCGGGGGCGGCCGGGCGGGCCGGGGCUGACUCUCCCUUCUCUCCAGGGGGGUCCUACGUGGUGGAGCAGGAGGAGAACAAGCGGACGAGGACGGCGUACACCCGGGCGCAGCUGCUGGAGCUGGAGAAGGAGUUUCUCUUCAACAAGUACAUCUCCAGGCCGCGGCGGGUGGAGCUGGCUGUCAUGUUGAACUUGACCGAGAGGCACAUCAAGAUCUGGUUCCAGAACCGGCGGAUGAAGUGGAAGAAGGAAGAGGACAAAAAGCGAGGGGCGGGCAACAGCAAUGACACGGAGCAAGACUGUGUGGUGUCCUCCGGGGAGCUGCAGGGCAAGGAGGAUCUCCAGCCGUGCCCCCCCGGGAACCUGCCCUCGGGGGCCUCCAGGGACCUGCUCGCCCCCAGCCUCGCCCCCAGAAGGCAGCAGGAGUCCCGGUGA
Molecule: messenger RNA, 537 nt
Organism: Nipponia nippon (crested ibis)
Lineage: Eukaryota; Metazoa; Chordata; Aves; Pelecaniformes; Threskiornithidae
Source: RefSeq, a predicted model, not a curated record